Arachis stenosperma is the source of this 762-nucleotide messenger RNA. RefSeq lists its product as uncharacterized. The transcript is spliced from 2 exons. Lineage: Eukaryota; Viridiplantae; Streptophyta; Magnoliopsida; Fabales; Fabaceae. The record is from RefSeq and is a predicted model, not a curated record. The coding region runs from base 1 to 762 and encodes 253 amino acids.
AUGGAGGAGCCAUCACAAGAACAGAGGAAGUUAGUGAAGACUUAUACCACUCCUUUGCCAUACCCUCAAAAGUUGCAAAAGGAGAUCAAAGACCAACAGUUUCCAAAGUUCUUAGAAGUGUUUAAGAAGUUGGAAAUCAACAUUCCACUUGCUGAAGCUCUAGAACAGAUGCCUCUAUAUGCAAAGUUCCUCAAAGAGCUCAUCAACAAGAAAAAAAGCUGGAAUGAGAAAGAGACAGUGAUUCCAACCCAAGAGUGCAGUGUUGUCAUCCAAGAAGGCCUCCCACCAAAACUCAAAGACCCUGGGAGCUUUUACUUGCCCUGUGACCUUGGUAGCAUAAUUAUUGAUAAGGCACUGUGUGAUUUGGGAUCCAAUAUCAACCUAAUGCCUAUGUGUAUGAUGAGAAGUCUGUGUAUAGAAGAAGUGAAACCUACACAGAUGAGAAAGGGGAAUGACUCACUGAAAUUAGGAAGACUUUUUUUAGCAACAGCAAGAGCCAUUAUUGAUGUGGAGAAAGAAGAGAUGACCCUCAGGGUGAAUGAUGAAAAGAUAAUCAUCAAUGUCUUCAAAGCCAUGCAGUAUCCUCUAGAGAAGGAAAAGCACAUGAGAGUGGAAAUAAUAGAAGAAGUGGAGGAGGAACUACUGGAAGAUAACAACCAGGAAGAACAAGAAGUGGAAAUAGAGGUGGAACAAGGUUUCAUAGAGGAGGAAGUGGUAGAAAUAUCCUUUGAAAGCAAGGCAGAUGAGAAGCCAAAGCAAUAG